AAAUACGAAACCAGUUUGUAUCACCCAUGAAUAGAGGUGCAGAACGUCAGAACCGUCAGAAUUAUUAGAAUGUCAAGCAAGAGGAUGUGAAAGGUUUAGUGGAACGGCAUUGAGACGUCAUCUGAAAGAGUGGUAUUCCUACUGAAGAUCAUAUUUGCUUGGAAGAUACUGCUAAAAACAGAAAAUGACAGCUCUCCCUGAUCCGGAUAGUGGCAUAAAGAAACUAAAUGGAGCCAUUUAUCGUGCAUUGGUUGAGAAAUUAAACAAACGUGAUGCAUGGCGAAGACUAGCCUCUUCUCUCCCUCUUCCAAUACUUAAUGAAGAGAGUUUGGAACAAAAGCCAUGUCCUGCCACUACAAUUUUAAAUGCACUGGAUGAUAGAUUGUGGAAAGUAAAAAAUUUACGUUCAUUGUUGUUAAGGUGUGAAUUAUAUGAUGCUGCUGCUGUGCUCUCGGAACCUAAACCACUUACUAUAGAAGUCCAACCUGGGGAAGGUGAAGAUAAUGAUGUAUAUGUUCCCUUUGGUGGAGAAUUACGUUUAGAGAUUAUAGCCAAAGGUGUGCCACCUCCACGAUACUUGUGGUAUUGUGAAAAUGAAGAACUUACUGACCAGAGGACAUCUAUUUUACGAAUUGGUGACUUUGGGCUUCAACAUAUAGGGGAAUAUAAAUGCCUUGUCUAUCAAGACUGUUCUGAUGGACACUACCAAGAGUAUUCUGUUCCUGUCAAUGUUAUGAUGUUGCCGGAACCUCCUGUUAUUCAAGAACAGCCUGAAUCAAAAACAGUUAAUAUUGGAGAAGAAGUGAUAAUCUCUUGCAAAGCUGUUUCGUAUCCGCCCCCAACGUAUGAAUGGAUGCGUGAUAAUACCGUUUUGGUUGAUCAGAAUGGCCCUGUUCUUAAGAUACCUCAUGCUUCUCUAAGUCAUUCUGGAAUAUACAAAUGUUCAGUGAGCAAUGGGUAUAAUGUAAAAGUAACUGAACCAGUCAAAUUAUCUGUUACUGAAUGUUCUCAAGAACCAACUCGGGAAAUGCCAAUAGUUACCGAGAAAGUAGCUCUUCUUAUUGCAAAUGUAGAGUACGCCAAUCUUCAAGAUCUUUGUACACCAUAUAACGAUGUGAAAGCAUUAUCACAUGUUUUAAUGGACUUAGGGUUUAAGGUUCUGUCGUUGUGUAAUUUGACUUUGGUGGAAAUGAUCAAUGCUGUGAAGACUUUCUGCAAACUCAUUCCUGAAGGUGCCUAUACAAUUUUUUAUUUUGCGGGACAUGGAUUUGAAUUGCAUGACAAAUAUAUGCUACCUGUAGAAUGUCCUACUUCAGACAUGUAUCGACGUUCAGAUAGUCUUUGUGAGCGCCAUGUGAUCAAAGAGGUAUUAGCACGAAAACCAAAUCUCCUUUUGCUAAUGCUGGAUAUAGAAGAAAAUCCUGGAAUGCAUGAUGAACUUGUUGCUCCAAUUGUCUUUGAACCUCAACGUAAUCUAAUCCAGGCUUAUGCCACUACAAGUAGUUUAGGUGCUUAUGAACGUAAGACUGAGACAAAUGGCAUAUACAUGAAACAUUUGUUGAAGUAUUUAUCAAUAAAUGAGCCUAUAGUUAAUAUUUUAAACAAGGUUAUAGAAAAAAAUCUUCAAACUAAACAACUAUUUGAUGAACUUACCAGUGUUCAAAAGACUAGCAUCAUCCGUUUCGAUCAAAUUCGUUUAACAACCCCUCAUCAAAUCAGGCUUUAUCAGGACUGCUUCCACAAUGGAAUUGAAAUCCACCUUAAAGAUCUUGAUGAAUGGAGCAUUGGCUGUGAGAUACAAAGCACUGAACUUGAAAUGCAACUUAAGAUAGAUAAAGGAGUGAAGAUUUUAACCAUUCUGAAUCUUCAGAAAUUGAAGCCACCUAUUUUAGAUAUGACAAUUGAACUGAGAGAUAAAAGGGGAACCCUGGUUGAUAAUGCAUGGUUUGAAAUAGGACAAAUUCCUAUUGUAUCUGCCAAUUUGUGGUUCAGUCCUCCAGUGGAAGUAGAUCAGAAUGAAGAAGGUUCAGUGCUUUCUUUCUAAUUAUUCUUCAUUUUAGUACUAAGAAAUUAACCUGAGGGGAAAGGUAAUAAUUUUGAUUAGGAGGCCAACAGACUCUUGGAACCAAACACAUUUGUGUUUUAUUCUAUGGUUUUGCUAUGAUUUUGAUGACAGUGGGAUUCUUCUGCAAUGAAAUCUUGGGUUUCAAACAACUGCUUAAUUUUACAUGACAAUAUUUCCCUGAAAUAAGCAGUGCCUUAAAAUAAUGAAAAUUGUAAUAAAAGUAAAACUCUCUAGUCUUUAAUUUCAUCUCAUGUGUGCCUUGCUUAUUGGGUUAAUAGUACAAAUAUUUUGAAUGGUUAUGUUUGUAAGAUUGUCUUUACUUUUUUGUAUAUUUGAUACUGACGAAUUUGUGAAGUACAAAAAUUGGGAUAAUUUAUUUCAUGUUGAAUUUGUUUCCUUUGGGUGGGCUUCUAUAUACAAAAAGUAUUUUGAAUAAGUGUGUGCCUUGAAUGUAAUUUAAGGGAUUAAGUAAGAUUUUCCAAUUUCAUUUUAAUGCAGGAUUAAAUUCUAUUGAGAUAUUAACUUUUUAUUGAUGAGUAAUAGGGGUUAAUUAAUAUUAAUUUAGUAUUUAUAUAUAUAUAUAUAUUUGAAAAUACAUUGAGAAUAUAAGUAAAGGUAUGCCAUUUAGUCAUUAUUACAAUAAGCCACUGUUUCUUGAAUAUUACACCCAGAAACUGACCGCCAUUAUAUUGUACACAUUCCUUCAAGCGGCGAACGACAUCCUCCAUCACACGAUCAAUCUAUCAGAGAGGAUUUCCUGUAAGGCUUCUCGUAUCCUACUCUCAAGUUCUGCGAAGGGGAGUAAAAUCUGCUUAUUGCGCACACCAGUUGAUGUUUCCAAAUCUUGAAAAUAAUUGACCUUCAAAAGCAGAUCGCGAGAUGGCCUGGGAUUGCCGUGCUUUGUGAGAUGUUGUCCUAUACAGUUGGAACCUUACCUGAGGAAGAUUGUGGUGGCUGGAAGAAGAACAGUAUUUACCAUAUUCAGGAAGUAACUAGUAACUGUAACUAACUGUAACUAGUAACUGCAACAGUACGGCUAUUGUGGCCCUCGCUGAAAUAACUGUGAUGCCAAACGAAGCAACGGUACUACACAUUUACACAUGUUCACUAUGAUUCAGUUUGUCAUGCAGCUCACUUGGGUUUUCUGGUGCAUAGUACCGAACACCCUACGUUGGGCGAACAAUUUUAGGUGAUCGGGAACUUUGUCGUGGCGUCUCAACCUGAAAUGUCAAGGAAAGAGUCUUUGAAUAGUAAUGAGAGACUCGUCAUUUUUAAAGUAAGUUUUCAUAGAAAGAUCAUUGCUCUGGAUUCCACAAAGCUGUAAUUGCAAAUGACCCUCUUUUUUCCACAUACGUCGAGCUUGUGCAAACAGUACCCCUGUUCUACGUCACUAAAAUCAGGCUAUUCUUUCUGCGCAACCAUAUGUAGACACCUACACAAACACAAGAAGAAAACUUGAAUAUUUUGUGAGUAGCAUGUACAGUUAUUUUAAUACAGAAGAAUGCAUAUAUUUUAUUUUUCAUUCAUAUUUGUAAAUAAUUUUUGUAAAUGCGGUUAGUUAUAAAAUGUUUUGGAUAUGUUAUCAAAAUCUAGGUGCUGGUGACGUGAUGUUUUUGAGGAAACUAAUUUUUUGGGCAUAAUGCAGUAAUUGUACCAUUGCCUAGCAGUUUUAUUGUUAUAUUGUAAAGUGUAUUUGAGUAUUGGUGUGUGACUAAGUUUGUAGUCUAAUAUCACUCCAGAAAAGUGUGCAAGAACUAUUAUAUUUUCAAUUAGAGGAAUUUUUAUUGAACUUUGUUACAUUACAUAUAUCGAACAGUUAUCUUAGUGUUAGGGUUUAGAUUAUAAAUUUUGAUCAUAUGUGCCUUGAUUUCUUGGUUGUAAAUAAAGUAAAUUUCAUUGUUUGUCUAAAUGUCAUAUGUAUAUUGUUGAAACUAACAAUUUAUAUUUAAAUACAAAAUUUGUUUUUCUUUGAACAA
Molecule: messenger RNA, 4041 nt
Organism: Gryllus bimaculatus (two-spotted cricket)
Lineage: Eukaryota; Metazoa; Arthropoda; Insecta; Orthoptera; Gryllidae
Source: the annotation of a GenBank genome assembly